AUGCGUUAAGAUUUUGAGAGCAAUAGAAGCUGAAAAAAUCAUGGGUAUGGCGUCGUGGAUUAGAGUAUUGAUGUCCAAUAUCAUCAUCAUUAUCAGCCUCUGCCAUUGCCAAUUACUGGCUGCUGCUGCUGCUGAGGCUAUUACAAUAAGAAGCUCCAACUCCACGAGUUGUGAUUAUUUUCAAGGAAGUUGGGUGUACGAUGAUUCAUACCCACUGUACAAUUCAACCACCUGUCCCUUCAUCGGACAAGGAUUCGAUUGCCAGAAGAAUGGUAGACCUGAUCAUGAUUAUCUCAAGUAUCGCUGGCAGCCUACGUCCUGUGACAUUCCCAGGUUCAAUGGAGUGGAUUUGCUGGAGAAAUACAGAGGGAAGAAGAUAAUGUUUGUUGGGGAUUCUUUAAGCAACAAUAUGUGGGUGUCUUUGGCCUGUUUGCUUUAUGCUUCAGUCCCCAACUCUAAGUACACCUUUCAACGAGGAGGGCUGCUCUCUACAUUUACGUUGCCGGAAUAUGGGGUCUCAGUGAUGUGGUUGAAAAAUGGGUUCCUAGUAGAUGUGGUUCGUGAUGAAAAGCUUGGGAGAAUAGUAAAGCUGGAUUCCAUCAGCGCCGGGCAGCAGUGGUUAGGAGUGGACUCCUUAAUCUUCAACACCUAUCACUGGUGGUUCCACAAGGGACGCUAUCAAAAUUGGAACUACUUUCAAGUAGGAGAUAAAUUACUUGAAGAUAUGGACCGUUUGGAAGCACUGAAGAUUGCAUUAACUACUUGGGCUCAUUGGGUUGACAAUAACAUUGAUCCUUCCACCACUUCUGUUUUCUACCAGGGAGUUGCUGUUCCCCACCAAAAUGCAAAGGAAUGGAAUGAUCCAAACCCUAAAGCAAGGGGAUGUAUGGGACAAACAGAACCAGUUAAAGGAUCAACGUAUCCAGGGCCUAACCAUCAAGGGGAAGCUGCUGUGAAGGAAAUAAUAAGCAACAUGACAAGUCCUGCCUAUUUGCUUGAUAUUACAUUGCUUACACAGCUGAGGAAGGAUGGCCAUCCUUCUAUUUAUGCUGGAAGUGGCACCAAGUUUUCUGAUUGUAGUCACUGGUGUCUUGCUGGUGUUCCUGACACUUGGAACCAGCUGCUUUAUGCUGCUUUGCUUGACAAAUGACAAAGUUUAGGCUUAUAAAUGUAAUUUUUGGCUAGUUUUUAAAUUAUUUCUAACCGUCCAUCGUUUUGUAUUUUUAUUUUUAUUUCCCAUCAUUUUUCAUGUUUUCUUCCUUUUUCGUGCAAUAUUAUCAUUUAAUCCUUUAACUCUUAAGAUAUUAUAUUUUUGUUCUCAAUGCUUUAAUUUUCUUCUCUUAUAAAUUAUAUACAAAAUUAUCA
Messenger RNA from Manihot esculenta (cassava), 1365 nucleotides. RefSeq names its product protein trichome birefringence-like 42. NCBI's taxonomy places the organism in Eukaryota, Viridiplantae, Streptophyta, Magnoliopsida, Malpighiales, Euphorbiaceae. The transcript is spliced from 5 exons. Gene Ontology annotation, molecular function: O-acetyltransferase activity. The coding region runs from base 41 to 1150 and encodes 369 amino acids. The record is from RefSeq and is a predicted model, not a curated record. Gene Ontology annotation, cellular component: Golgi apparatus.